CAGACCGCACACAGCGCGCGCGGACAAACAUGCGGGGAUUCGAACCGCGCCGAGCAGCGCGUGUGGCUGGGCGGGAGGGUGACGGAGCCAAAUAGAGGCAAAUGUGCGGCAGGUCGUCCGGCUCGGUCUGUGCCUGACUGUAAACCUCCUCCUGAGAGAAAUAACAGCAGCCAUGGAGAAGCGCGAGCCGCGGAAACCCAGGGCCACUAAACACCAGGACAGAAAGCGCGCUGUCGGGAAACCGUUCCGGAAGAAGUCGUUUAAAUCAGUCGGGACUUUCAUGGCGAAGAUUUUCAAAAGUUUCGGCUCCUGGACUCGCAGCAGAGACGCGGCCGAGCCGCUGGACGCCGAGGACGAUGACGGCGGGUUCCGGGUCGCUGCGCCGUGUAGCGGCUCUGCGGCUGUGAAGGAAGACGAGCGGGACCGGGCAGCGGUGAAAAGUUCAGCCUCGCGCGCUUCACUGAAAGAGCGCCUUUCGUUAUCUUACGGCGAGAAGACCCCCGGGGUUCUGGGUCUGAAGAACCACGGGAACACCUGCUUCAUGAACGCGGUGGUGCAGUGCCUGAGCAACACCGACCUGCUGGCUGAGUACCUCGGGCUGGAGCACUAUAAGACGGAUCUCGGUGAAAACAUGAUGAAUCACCGAAAGAAAGUGAGGAGCGAAGAGGCGCAGCUCGCCCCGGGGGAAGUGACGGAGCAGCUGGCGGCGCUCGUGAGGGCGCUGUGGACGCUGGAGUACACGCCGCAACUCUCCGUGGAGUUUAAGAUGAUUGUGUCCAAAUAUGGCUCUCAGUUCCGAGGGAAUUCCCAACACGAUGCUCUUGAGUUCCUGCUGUGGCUGCUUGACCGCAUCCACGAAGACGUCAACUCUUCAUUAUCGUUCCCAUGUGGAAACAGAAUCAAAACCAGUGGAAAGGGUAUUGCAGGAGCAGAGGAACUGGCCAUCUCCGAGCUUCCAGAUCAGCAGCCUGGUGUACGUCACAGCUUUGUACAGGAGCACUUCCAGGCCCAGUACAAGUCAUCUCUGACAUGUCCUCAUUGCCUUAAGCAGAGUCACACCUUCGAUCCUUUCCUUUGCAUCUCUCUUCCCAUCCCUUUACGUCAGACCAGGCCACUGUGUGUGACUCUGGUGUUCAGCACUAAAGGGCAGAGAUACUUAAGAGUGGGACUGGCUGUGCCUUUAUUCGGCUCUCUGGCUUGCCUGCGCAGAAUGGUGGCAGAUGAGGGCAAGAUCUCCCCGGACCAAGUGAUAUUGACUGAAAUUUAUACUACUGGUUUCCAGCGUUCUUUUUUCGAUGAGGAUGACUUGACCAGCAUUGCAGAAAAUGACGUCAUAUAUGCCUUCCAAGCCCCGCCCCUUUACAUCAGGGGAGGAUCUACCAGGAUAUCAGGUUACCACCACAGUCUCCCUUCUUCCCCGUACUCCUCGUCUGGGCCUGAGUCUCAGAGACUGGUUGCAUCCGGGGCACUCUCCUCGGAGUUCCUCAACCAUGGAGGUGCAACGGCAAAGAUUCUCCUGCUGGUGUGUAACGCAGCUGGAGCAGGCCAACAAGCCGUGAGGUUCGGGCCUCCGUUCCUGAUGAGAGAGGAUAGGUCCGUGUCAUGGGAUCAGCUGCAGCAGAGCAUCCUCAGUAAGCUCUACUACCUGAUGAUCAGUGGAGCCCAGCCACAGAAUAACAGAGUCCUGUUUAAGAUCCGCGUUGUCGGGGGAUCAGCGUCCUGUAGCUACUUGAGUCCGCAGGACGGACGCCCACUUUACCAUCCUGCAGUAGACAGAGCUCUAAAGCUGUGUGGCUCAGGCGGUCCUCCACAUGUGAAGCUGAUUGUGGAGUGGGAGCACAGAAUAAAAGACUGUCUCUUUGGUAACAUUCAGGAGGAGGUGGUGAAGGAUUGUGAGAGUGUUCGAGCCCAGCAGCAGCAGCAUGUUCAGCAACAUAGCUGCACACUGGAUGAGUGCUUUCAGCUUUAUACUAAAGAAGAGCAGCUGGCUCCAGAUGAUGCUUGGAAAUGUCCUCACUGCAAGCAGCUACAGCAAGGCAUGGUUCAGAUGAGUCUGUGGACACUCCCAGACAUCCUCAUCCUCCACCUCAAGCGCUUCAGGCAGGUGGGUGAACGACGAAACAAGCUCUCCACUCUUGUGCGCUUCCCUCUCACAGCCCUGGACAUGGCACCCCACAUGGUCAAGAGGAGCAACUGCACCCGUCUGCCUUCCACAUGGAAACAUCAAAGGACCGAAACAAACCAACAUCCUGAGGACUUCUUGUAUGACCUGUACGCUGUGUGUAACCAUCAUGGAGGCAUGCAUGGAGGUCACUACACAGCAUACUGCAGGAACUCCGUGGAUGGCCAGUGGUACAGUUAUGAUGACAGCAGUGUAGAGCCAGUGCCUGAGGGGGAAGUGUGUACACGGGGGGCUUAUAUCCUCUUUUACCAGAGACGCAACAGCAUCCCUGCAUGGUCAGCCAGCUGCUCGCUCCGAGGCUCGACUUGCUCCUCCGUGUCUAAUCACUGGCUCAUCCGUUUGACGUCUGUAUCAGAAGAAAGCCAAACCUUGAGUCCCACGACCAAGACCUCGAGCUGCUCCUCAGCUCCUGAACCUCAAACACCAACUGCUCCUGUUUUCCAUGAGCAGCCCAAAGGAGAUGCUGAUGGAUUUGAGUCGAGACCAUUUGUCCGUGGCACCCAGGGCCGUAGUGUAAGCCUGCGCUCGCCCACCAAGAACAAGGAGAACCUGGGCAAAGUGCUUCCCUUACGGUGGUCUUUUGGCUCCAAGGACCGUAAGAAAGUCGCUUCUGUCCCUCAGUCUACACAACCACAGCCUGGAGAACUGGUGGAGUACCUGGAAUCUGGACGGAGGCCACGGUGCACCAAGGAGCCCAUAGUGAGCCUGGUGGCGAGUCCUGCUCAAGGUAAAGCCCAGGUUCCUGGGGAAGACGCUCUGAGCUCACCGAGUGGCAGCAGCAGCUUUAGUGGAGCGGAGCGAGGAAGCUGUCGUGAGCCAGACUCACCUCGAGUACCUGAAGGCCAGAGUAGACCAGCUUCAGACAGAGGCACUACUAAGGGCAGAGAUGACGGUUUUCUAGCCAGGAGGACUUCAAAGAGGAGGCAGGAGCAGCACGUAAAGUCUCAAGAUGGUCAGUCUUGCCGAGAAUCCACUGCUGGGCUUCAGCCUGGUACUAGCACAAGCGAAAGCAAAGAUUCCACAUUAAAGCAACUUUGGAACCAGCCAGCUGGAGCUACCAGGAUUUUAUGUAGUCAAAACCAGCAAGAUGAUGUUGCAGCGAGCAGGACUGAGGAGAUUCCGGGCAUCCCAGCAUUCCUUAUGCCGGGCAAUGUUAAGAAGGACAGCCAGUCAAAGGACAUGCGUGCCAAAGAAGGAAGUCAAGGAAGAACACCAACAAAUAAGAGCUCAAACAAGCUGUCUGUGUCCAACGGCACUCCAAAUGGACUGGUGGUGGAGGAGAAAAAAGGCAGCAGCACACAGAGGAGCAGCAGUGCACGGUACUACAACAAGACUCUGAUCAAUGCAAAGGAAACCCGCAGUGGGGGGGAUAUUAAGCGAGCUCUGAGCUCUUCCAGCCUUCAAAGCAGACUGGAUCUGAAUCUGCGGAGGACCGUGUCCUUGCAGAGGAACGGGCUGCUGGUUCCUCCUCAGAAAGGACAGACUGCUGAUAAACCAUCCUACAGUACAAUGCAGAGGAACAGAUACAGCACCACUUCACUAGGCAGACAGAGACCAGUGCCCGAGUCCUGCUUCUGAUAUCAGGACAGCUGAAGCGUGCAAGUGUCGGUUUAGGUGCAGAUAAUUCCAGUCCGAGUGCCUCCCUGAAGAGAAGAUAGUUAGAAGAUAUUUCACAAAGGCUCGGGUUGAAUGCAAGAAAACGUACAAUGUUUUACUAUGAGCAAAACGAAACUGCGUUUUUAAACAAAUCAUUUUUAAUAAUGUUAUUUUUAAGUAGCCCACAAAUUAAAAUGAUUUGAACUAGAUUAUUAUUUAGCCGUUAUCCCCAGACUUUCACAUGUCUUGAAGUUAGCAUUCUGUCUCGCAUCCUUUUAUCCAGUGUAUCGUCCCUGUGCUGUGGCUCUAGACACGCAAAGUAAUGGAAUGAUGAAAGUUUCAUUCUUUUGUGUCACGCUUCAAAUAAUUUGCUGUCAUGUAAGGAACGAAAACAUAACAGGACAUGCUGUUCUAGGAAAAUAAUCAACGACGAUGUAGAAUAACGUUUGCUUAUAAGAGUUUUAUUCGUCUUAUACCACAGCAAUUUGCCAACGAUUACAAUUCUUUGUUUCUUACAGAACAACACAUCAUACUUUUUAUAUUAAAUUAAAUGCUAUAUUUAAUACUAUGGAACAUCCAUGAAAAUGAGUUAAUUCUUAUAACUUGUGCUAUGGCAGCUAUAAAUAGUCAUUCCUACACUUCAUCUUGAAAUUAAUAAAAUAAAAGCAUGCAGCUUGUUGCAAAGAAGCCAUACAUAGCAAACUUGCCUGUCCUGGAGACUUUCCCGUGGCAUGUCUGACUGUUACAUGGUGCUGACUCUGGACACUCCGUCCAUAAAUGUUUCUUAACAGCUACUGUACAUCUCUGGAAAUGAGCAGUUAGUAUAGAAACAAUAACUUGUUAGAACAACUGCAUGAAUAAAAACCUCUGAUCAGUCAGCACUACUGUCAAAGCCGUGCUGUUAUGGAAAAUUAAUCAACAUCAUCUGAACAAUCAGAAUCAGGAAUUCAACAGUGCUGUGGUAUAAGAGAAUAUAAUGUGAGGAUUAGCCGACGAUGAGGGUUAAUAACGGUAGCUAAUGACAGAAAUGUCUAAAAUCGCAUGAAAUCAAAUGUCAUCACAGCCUAUUGGGUAACUUUGAUCUCCAGCUUUGGUUUCAAAACCUCAUCUCAUCUCAUUAUCUCUAGCCGCUUUAUCCUGUUCUACAGGGUCGCAGGCAAGCUGGAGCCUAUCCCAGCUGA
Molecule: messenger RNA, 4959 nt
Organism: Neoarius graeffei (lesser salmon catfish)
Lineage: Eukaryota; Metazoa; Chordata; Actinopteri; Siluriformes; Ariidae
Gene: usp43b
Product: ubiquitin specific peptidase 43b
Exons: 15
Coding region: 173-3760 (1195 amino acids)
Biological process (GO): protein deubiquitination
Molecular function (GO): cysteine-type deubiquitinase activity
Source: RefSeq, a predicted model, not a curated record